AUGCAAGUCGAUGUCGAUUUCCGUCCUGCUGACGUCAUUGAGAUCGCAGAAGCGGCGGGACGCGCUAUCCUGGAAGUUUACAACAGCCACAAAGACGACUGGGGAGUGAGCGUGAAAUCGGAUCAUUCUCCGCUGACUGACGCUGACUCGAACGCCAACGCGUUAAUCUGCAGCGAGCUAGCGCGCAUCACGCCGCACGUGCCGAUCGUCAGCGAGGAGACCAAGCUGGUGCCGUAUGCCGUGAGGAAGGAGUACCAGCUGUGGUGGUGCGUGGAUCCGUUAGACGGCACGAAGGAAUUCAUCAAGCGGAAUGGACAGUUCACAGUAAACAUUGCUCUGGUGAAAGGCGAUCGUCCUAUUCUAGGGGUGGUCCACACGCCCUGCCUUAAGAAGACACACUGGGCCGUUGCUGGUAAAGGAGCUUUCCUGCGGGACCAUUCCAGCCAAUCAGAUUCAUCGUCUCUGCCCGAGGAUAAGCCGAUCCGGGCAGCUGAAUAUACGGACUCGGACCCGGGCCUGGUGAUCAUGGGGUCGCUGUCUCACAGCACGCCCGAGACAGAGAAAUUUAUUGGGCAGUUUAAGGACCCGAAAGUGGAGGCUAUGGGCAGCUCGUUGAAAUUUAUGAGGGUUGCAGAGGGGUCAGCUCAUGUGUACCCAAGACUGGCUCCCACUUCCGAAUGGGACACCUGUGCUUCUCAGGUACCACUCUCCCUUCUUCCCCACAUCUUCUCAAUUGAUGCUUCCUGUACUUGUUUUUACUGUUAG
Closterium sp. Naga37s-1 is the source of this 765-nucleotide messenger RNA. NCBI's taxonomy places the organism in Eukaryota, Viridiplantae, Streptophyta, Zygnematophyceae, Desmidiales, Closteriaceae. The record is from the annotation of a GenBank genome assembly.